AUGGCUGAUUUGUGGGUUUACGAUAACACUGGAGAUGUCGACGACGACGACGUGUACCGGGACUCAUGCCCAAAUUUGAAUCUUUUACCGGCUUCAGCUCCAGUGAUCGACACCGAUCUGUACAUCAACCAGAAUGCCCCGGCAACUCAGGCACAGGGAAGCACAAAGUCUCAUCAGACCCCUGUCCCGGGCGGCAUUACGCUCCUUGAUUCGGGAGAUAGGUCGGACUACCACUUCUCUGUUGAAAGGUUGGCGUGGGUCGAUGGAUGGCAGGAGACCGCGGAGGUCAUGGGAAAGCUGGUGCACAAGCAGCCCAUGACACUCGUCGUGCUCAAGUUCGUUCUGCAACCUUUCCAUCCAGAUGUCAGGGUAGAGACUGUUAAGGCAACGCUGCAGUUCAAAGACACGGAUCAGCAGCGCGGAGACGACCCAGAGGUUCAAGCCUGGGCUCCCUUCCACGAAUGGGAAGACUGGAAUGCAACAAAUGUGCAGGAAAAGGCCACGACCAGCGUGAAUGCAACGGCAAGCGGCGGCUAUGCUGGCGCUUCUCUUUCACUCGGUUGGGGCAAAGGCCGAGACAUCUCCUGGGAUAGGACAGCUUUCGACGAGGGCCGAUCGAUCCUGGUGAAGAGCAGGCGCAGACAGCGGCCGAUCGGCGUGACAUGGUUUUUGCAGCAGAACAAAUCGCAAAACCUAGGAGUUCCGCCACAGUUCUGGGUGGCAGUCCUUAUCAAGAGGUCAACCAACUUGCAGCCGUAUCUUGCCAAGUUUCGGUUGGAUGUGCGGACUGGCACACUCCGUGACCGGAAGCGAAUAGGCCUUGAGUUUUUGCGAAUCAAGCCGGGCGAUACUAGCGCAUUCACGGCGACCCCAAACCCUGGCGUGUGGGAUGAGAUGAAUUGUCAUGGAGAAGGUGAAGACAUCAGGGACAGCGGCAGAGUCGAUCUCAACAACCUGGGGCAGUUGCUAGCGAAAGACCGGACGGCGCUGGCGGGGACAUGGGGCCCUCAGUAUCGACGGUCGGCUCCCGGUGGAAAAGAGGCGAAUGGACAUGAGGUUGCUGCCACCGCUGGCCUACCGCCUGAUGCAACCCUUGCGGCUGCUCCAAGCACUAGGGCGACUGAAAAUCCAGUUCCUCCAGAAGCUGAAGCAGAGGCUGCGGCUCAGAGGGAGGAAGCCCGAGAUGCUGAUAAGCCAUCAGUGCCUGAGGCAAGACAGCCGGCCCCUCUUAUCAUCGCCCCGGGACAACAGCCGCCGCGGGCCGGGCCGGUGUGUGACUUGCUUAUGCCCCCACAAACAGCGGUUGGCGCAGGUACUCUGCCCAGCCCAGACCUCGAGGCGGACGUUACGGGGAGCGCAGGUACCGGUACUUGGAGGAGGUUGGUGGCCCUGGAGGCCAGAGCGGCGCAGGCGGAGGCGCGACUGGCUGCUCAGGACCAGCUGAUCCUGCGACUUCAACAGGCUGUGGAUGUGAGGGAUGCCCAGCUGGCCAGGAUGGAGCAGGCCAUGCGCGUGGCUGCGGCGGCGCUUUCGCUUGGGUACCUAUGA
Trichoderma reesei QM6a is the source of this 1548-nucleotide messenger RNA. RefSeq lists its product as uncharacterized. The transcript is spliced from 2 exons. Bases 1 to 1548 code for a protein of 515 amino acids. The record is from RefSeq and is a predicted model, not a curated record. NCBI's taxonomy places the organism in Eukaryota, Fungi, Ascomycota, Sordariomycetes, Hypocreales, Hypocreaceae.